This is a messenger RNA of Anguilla rostrata (American eel), 3225 nucleotides long. It is a transcript of the gene slc1a8a, whose product is annotated as solute carrier family 1 member 8a. Gene Ontology annotation, biological process: L-glutamate transmembrane transport. Lineage: Eukaryota; Metazoa; Chordata; Actinopteri; Anguilliformes; Anguillidae. The transcript is spliced from 11 exons. Gene Ontology annotation, molecular function: glutamate:sodium symporter activity; neutral L-amino acid transmembrane transporter activity; L-glutamate transmembrane transporter activity. Gene Ontology annotation, cellular component: plasma membrane. Bases 473 to 2185 code for a protein of 570 amino acids. The record is from RefSeq and is a predicted model, not a curated record.
GCCUUAGUAGCUGCAGAGGCUCAUGUGACUGUACUGGUGUGUGAGGGCAUGCCCUACACUUAUAAAAUGCUGCCAGGGUCCCUACCCUUACCGCACUUCCCUCACAUGACUGACAAAGCCAGGACAUGUGAAUGCAUUCAACUCAAAAGACUACACAAUGAGCAGCUUGCUUUUUAUUUGAAAAUGAGAACAAAGCUGCCGAAAGUGUGAUCACCCUGCUUUGUCACCUGGAUGAGAACAGACAGCUCAGAACAACAAUGAAUAUUGGGAUAAAAUCCAAACCAAUGGCUUUCAGCCACCGACAAUGGAGAAGUGCUGUAUUUUCUUACGCACCUUUAAUCCUCUUAGUCUGCACUAAGUCUCUGGCUACACUCUUCGGGAAGCCUGAGCUUGUAUGCAUUCUUGAUGGCUAAGUCCUUGUUAAAGGUUAGCACAAAUUGGCCUCUCCAUCACUGUCCUGCAAGGUCUAGCAAUGGAGGAGUUACUGAUUCCCUCAGACGGCGAAGAAUCAAAUUCAAACCACACUUCUUUUUCUCCCAGAGAUUCUGGGAUAAGCUUGCUGGAAUGGGUGAAAAAUUUCCUGAAUGGUACCUCAUCUGUAAGCUUCAGGCAGUGGCUAAAAGAGUACUGCAAGCGCAACGGCUUGUUGGCGCUCUCUGUCCUUGCAGUGAUGACUGGCUGUGUGCUGGGCUUCAUGUUAAGGAACCAGAAUCUCUCUACUCAGGCCAAACUCUAUUUCUCCUUCCCUGGUGAACUCCUCAUGAGGAUAUUAAAAAUGCUUAUCCUUCCUCUCAUUACAUCAAGUUUAAUGUCAGGACUGUCGUCUAUGGACUCCAAGGCCUGCGGGCGCAUGGGUCUGCUCACAGUCACAUACUACCUGUGGACCACGUUCAUCGCCGUCGUCGUGGGGAUCGUUCUGGUUCUCAUCAUCCACCCGGGCACUGGCACAGAGAUGGAGGGCCACAGAUUAGGCGGAGGACCAGUCAUGACCUCUGCUGAUGCUCUGCUUGAUCUCAUCAGGAACAUGGUCCCAGCUAAUCUGGUCGAAGCAACAUUUGAGCAGUAUAGCACAGAUUUAGUGCCCAUGGUCAAAGCAACUGCCAAGACUAUAGAAUCCAACUAUGUGUACAUCAUGCCGGAUGAGAACAACCCAAAAGGUGGUCGACCUGUGUUCCUGGAACUGACCCCAGCACCACAGGUACUGUACAAGAGCGUCCCAGGCAGCAGCAAGCAGAUGAACGUGCUGGGCAUCGUCAUCUUUUCCGCCACCAUGGGUCUACUGCUGGGGAAGAUGGGUGAGAGAGGGGCCCCACUGAUCAACGUGUGCCAGUGCAUCAAUGAGUGCGUGAUGAAAAUUAUCAAUGCUGCAGUAUGGUAUUUUCCCUUUGGCAUCAUAUUCCUUGUGGCGGGGAAGAUCCUGGACAUGCAGGACCCUUCCAGCAUCGGGAAGAAACUGGGGAUGUACACAUUGACGGUCCUGGCGGGGCUUUUUGUCCACGGCCUCAUCCUGCUCCCAUUGUUCUACUUCCUCUUGACACGAAAGAACCCCUUCACCUUCAUCCGAGGUCUGCUACAGGCGCUCGUCAUUGCCCUGGCUACCUCAUCAAGCUCUGCCACCCUGCCAAUCACCAUGAAGUGCCUGCUGGAGAACUGCCACGUGGACCGCCAGAUCGCCCGCUUUGUGCUGCCUGUGGGCGCGACCAUCAACAUGGACGGCACGGCGCUGUACGAGGCUGUGGCCGCCAUCUUCAUUGCCCAGGUCAAUGACUACGAGCUGGACUUCGGGCAGCUGGUCACCAUCAGUAUAACAGCAACAGCUGCCAGCAUUGGGGCAGCUGGGAUCCCACAGGCUGGCCUUGUAACCAUGGUGAUUGUGCUGACAUCAGUGGGCUUGCCACCAGAUGACAUCACACUCAUUGUGGCAAUCGACUGGGUGCUGGAUCGUUUCCGGACCAUGAUAAACGUACUGGGGGAUGCCUUGGCUGCUGGGAUCAUUGCGCACUUGUGUCGAAAAGAUUUUCCUACAACUGACGAAACGCCAAAAAUGUCCCGUGGCAUGCAGAAUGUGCAAAACAUACCCAUGACAGAGGUCCCACUUUUGGCCAGCAAGGACUGCAUUUUUGAAGUGAUCGGGGACACAGUGAUUGAGAGACCUACAGUCUACUAUAACAUCUGCCAAGUAUGACCCAGGGGAGAGGCCUGGUCAAGCUGAACUGGAAUGCUGAAUGACUCUAUGGCAUUCUUCUCUGAUUGUGCCAAGACAAAGUACGCCGUGUCCUGCUCCUAUACACAGUCGUUCUGUGACUGUACGUUUAUCUCCACUUUGAAAGUGGCUCAGGAAAAUGCGUUGGGUGAUCUUAAGUUAUUUUUUGGAAGCAAAACGCACAACUGGUGGUUCUAGAAGCAGCUAUGCAGCCCUGGUCAUAGUAAAGCUUAGUGAUUGACUGAGCGAAAGAGCAGCUCCCCCAAAGUAACAGCAGUACCUUUAUGUUAUCACUAGGUGGCAAAAAGGCCGGAUAAGGUGAUGCGUUAAGCAGUGCUGCCCAACCCUGUUCCUGAAGAUCAGCCCAACCCUAACAAAGCGCACCUCGUUCAACAGCUAGAGAUCUUAUUGAGCUGCUAUUUAGUAGAACCCGGUGUGCCAAAUUAGGGUUGAAAUGGAAAACUACAGGACGGUAGAUCUGCAGGAAUAGGGUCGGGCAGCCCUGCACUACACUAAUGACUAUACCUGUACAGAGCUGUCUUUUUUACGCUUCAACAUACAUUCUUUGCACUACAGCUCUAAUGUGUUUGGUGUAUAAUUCUGCACAUGCUCCCUUAUCAUUGGAGAAAAGCAGGCUCUGUCUUGCAAUGUUGAAUGGCAUUUUCCUUAUUCUGGGAUGAAUUAAUCAUAUGUUAAUAAGGGACUAAUAAAUACAUGCUGGCAUGCAUUUAAAAGUUCUGUCGGCUUUAAAAACAACAUCUCGUUUGCCUUAAAUAUUAAUGCAGAGAAUUUAUCAAACAUACUCAAUGUACUUAAGAAAUUCUCUCCACUGUGAAGGAGCAGUUUCCGGAAAAUGCUAAUGUGAUGCCUGAUGUAUCCUGAUAAUUUGAUUGAAUUACACUACAAAUAAGCUCAUGAAAAACUGUUCUUUUUUACUUUUGGAAUACAAUUAUUUGUUUUAUUUUUUUGUAAAUCUUGUUUUUUAUUUUCUAAUAAAAAUCUAAUUCUGAAACAGCAAAUAA